AUGUCGACGAAGAACACCGUGAUCUUCAUUGUAACGCUGAUGAUGCAGAUCUACACAGCGAAUUCGAAUACGUUCACACCUUAUCAAGGUAAUUUCACUGCAAAUUUCACGUAUGAGCUGCCGAAAGAAAGCGAGGAAUUAUGCCUCCGCACAUGUUUCGAGGAAUCUGACUGUACUUUCGUUCAAUACAACGAGAAUGUGUGCACCAUUUUCAAAAGUGGUGAAGUCAACCAGGUUGGACGCGGCAAUGUAUAUGCGCUUGAUCGGCAACUAGUGCUACCAACAUGCGAGCGACCUUUACCACUUGCUCAAAAUGUGGAAUUUCAACAACUUCCGGAGCCGGUCGAGGCACAGAGCGAGGCUAGGAAGGCGCAGUUGCUUGCCAUGAACACAACUGCGUCCUUGACCAUUAUAGACAUAAUUGGUUUGAGCGGCUCCAGGUUUUUUCUGAAAGAUGUCACAAAAAUGCCUGAUGGUGCAAUUAUCCUCAGCAGACUUGUGUUUGCGAAGGAACCAAAUCCGGAAUGUGUCUCAGUACCAGUCUUUCAAAGAGCAAGUCAACGCAGGCUCUACUUUGGUGAUGUCUACAACGUGACCGGGUACACCUUCCUGGAUGCAUACGCAUUCACCGGCCGCUGUGCUUGUGCAGGAAUUUGCUGUGGACAAGUGCGCAUAUACGAGAACUUCGAGGGUGGCAGCUACUAUUACACCUACUACUACCGGGCACCAUUUAAAACCGAAAUGAACCAAAUCCUGUACAUUGCCGGCAUUCUGAAGGCCGAUAACGCAACAUCCUCGGGGAUGAGAAAAAGUUGUUAAAACAAGCCCAAUGUGGGGCGAUUUUUCAUCACGGAACGAUACCAA
Messenger RNA from Cylicocyclus nassatus, 864 nucleotides. NCBI's taxonomy places the organism in Eukaryota, Metazoa, Nematoda, Chromadorea, Rhabditida, Strongylidae. The record is from the annotation of a GenBank genome assembly.